Molecule: messenger RNA, 594 nt
Organism: Coniophora puteana RWD-64-598 SS2
Lineage: Eukaryota; Fungi; Basidiomycota; Agaricomycetes; Boletales; Coniophoraceae
Exons: 4
Coding region: 13-216 (67 amino acids)
Source: RefSeq, a predicted model, not a curated record
CCGAUCGUCGAGAUGACUCGGGGUAAUCAACGCGAUACGGAUCGCGCCAAGGCGCAGAAGAAGGCCGCUGCACAAAAGUCCAAACCAAAAGAAAGUGCAACCAACCUAGCAAAACGCAGAGAAGCGGAUGCUGAGUUGCUGAGAGCAAAGCAAAAGAAGAAGGAGGAGGAACGCACUGGUGGCGAAGCGGGAGAUAAAGGUGGCGGGGGGAAAUAACUUUGUGAAUUUUGUUUUGCCACGCGGGAUGAUGGCCAUGCCCAGUGCCCACAGACGUUUGUUUCUACCCCGAGGAAUCUCCAACUCUGCUUCUUCAUUGUUUAGGUCUAAAGCCUUCUCGUGGCUUCAAUGUUUCAAUCCAAGAAUAUGCCGGUUUCUUUUUUCAUGUUUGUCCUGGGUUUAAAGUCUUCCUGUCGAAAAUUGACUUUCAUCUGUUCAAUUCAAGUUGAGGCGAGUCCUCGUGUGUUUCUUAACUCUCUAAAGCCGCGUAGCCAACAUGUUCCUGCGACAUCGCCCACGAUUAAGCUGUGAUAAUCAGGGCUUUCUUCAAGUCCAUCGCGGUUUCGCAGGCAUAGGUUGAACUCAACGAGAUCCAUC